Messenger RNA from Ceraceosorus bombacis, 719 nucleotides. The record is from the annotation of a GenBank genome assembly. NCBI's taxonomy places the organism in Eukaryota, Fungi, Basidiomycota, Exobasidiomycetes, Ceraceosorales, Ceraceosoraceae.
AUGUCGGAACAGUCAGGGCCAGCUCCACCAGAGCCGACGGCUGAGCAGCUAGCGUUUGCCGAUGCCAACUUUCAACCUGUAGCGCUCGGUUUGGAUCCCGAGUCCAACCAGCUCUCUUCUCCAACGCACGAUCUGACAGUCCUCAAUGCGCUCAUUCGCAGUCUACAAGCGCUACCUCCUCAAAUCCCCAUCCCACCACCUCCCAACGUCGUUCCGCCUCAACGAAGCAUGGCCAUUCAAAAGGCAAAAGAGGACGGCAAUGCAGCUUUCAAGAAGGGAGACUUGACCGAAGCGAUCAGAUUGUUCACUCUGGCCAUCGACGUUGCCGCUUCCAGGCCGCUGUGGGAGAAUAAUCAAGUGGCGAGGGAUGAGUUGGCAAUCUGCUUUGCGAACAGGAGCGCGGCCUUUGCGGAAGCCGGGGACUGGACCGCCGCUUUGGCAGAUGCAGAGGGUGUGGUGAAGCUCAAGAGGCCUUGGAGCAAGGCUCAUUUCAGAAAGGGCAAAGCUUUGGCGGGCCUCAACAGGUAUGCAGAGGCCAGAGCAUCUUAUCACUUGGGUCUUAGCUUUGAUCCGGACAGCGCAGUGAGUGGUAUUUGCAGCUCGACGAGGCUUUUUGAGAUGCGCGCGACAUGUCAAGUAUGCUGAUCGCAUUCCAUCUCGUUCGCCUGUCCAAAUCGAAGGAUCUGAAAGGUGCUUUGGCGGAGCUACCGUCCAAUUAG